Messenger RNA from Pomacea canaliculata, 8704 nucleotides. RefSeq names its product vacuole membrane protein 1-like. The coding region runs from base 95 to 1504 and encodes 469 amino acids. The record is from RefSeq and is a predicted model, not a curated record. The transcript has 12 exons. NCBI's taxonomy places the organism in Eukaryota, Metazoa, Mollusca, Gastropoda, Architaenioglossa, Ampullariidae.
AACAGCUCUGCAUCAGACCACCAUAACGAUCGUUGGUUUUCAAUCCACGUUUCAUUUUCUUUGACGAUGAUUUGACGAUGCAAUAUUACUGGCUAUGAUGAACCGUGGACUCUGCGAGAAGGAACUGACCAGCCAGACUGUAAUACAGCUAAGGACCCUUUUGAAAGAAAGAGGUCUGCCCACUAAAGGACGGAAGUCUGUGCUGGUCAGUCGCUUGAGAAAUUUCAGUAAGAACCAUAAGAUGGCUACCAUGAGGCAGCGUGGCACUUCAGAGUCAAAUGGUGUCCACAAGUCACAACACACAGAGGUUGAUGAUUUCAGUAAGGUGAAGAAGAUUGUGGAAAUGGAGCGCCAAGAGCGUGAACAACUUGUCCUAUGGAGGCAGCCUUUGUCCACUUUGCAUUAUUUCUCCCUGGAAGCUGUAUUUCUGGCUCAAGCACUAUGCAUAAGGUUAUGGAGGAGAAAAAAGACAGUUGCCCUCUCUUUGGUCGUGAUGAGCAUUGCAUAUCUUAUCUAUAAUCUUGAGGGACAACAUCAGACUGUGAUCUCUGCCAUUCAGAAGAAACUGCUAUGGUAUGGGUACUGGGUUGGUUUGGGAAUUCUUUCAUCAGUUGGACUGGGAACUGGUCUCCAUACAUUCCUUUUGUACUUGGGUCCUCAUAUUGCCAGUGUGACAUUGGCAGCCUAUGAAUGCAAGUCUGUGGAUUUUCCUGAACCUCCAUAUCCAAAUGAGCUGGUAUGUCCAGAGAAGGAGGAUGAGCGUGUGUCUAUGUGGACGAUCAUGAGUAAAGUACGCAUGGAAGCCAUCAUGUGGGGCGCAGGCACGGCCAUUGGGGAGCUGCCACCAUACUUCAUGGCCCGGGCAGCUCGCCUGUCUGGUGCUGGGCUUGAAGACGAUGACUUUGAGGAAAUUGAAGAGCUGAUACAUGAGAAAAAAGAACACCCUGAAGAGCUGGGUAUAAUGGAGAAAGCCAAACUGUACGUUCACAAUAUGGUGCAAAAGGUUGGCUUCUUUGGCAUUUUGGCCUGUGCUUCUAUACCAAAUCCUCUCUUUGACUUGGCUGGCAUCACCUGUGGUCAUUUCCUGAUCCCUUUCUGGACCUUUUUUGGGGCAACGCUUAUUGGAAAGGCCAUCAUAAAAAUGCAUAUACAGAAGCUGUUUGUUAUCUUUCUCUUCAGUGUCCAUCAUGUUGAGAAAGUCAUACAGCUUAUGGGUGCUCUGCCAGGGGUGGGGAAAUCCCUUCAAACACCCUUUCGUGAUUGGCUGGAGAAACAGAGGCUCAAACUGCAUCACAAGCCAGGUGGUGGAGGAACUGACUCGGAUGGCAACCUACUGUCCUUCAUCUUUGAGAAGGUGGUGCUGGUGAUGGUGUUCUACUUCAUUCUGUCCAUUAUUAACUCCAUGGCACAGUCCUAUCACAAACGCCGGUGUCGUAUUCAGCAUGCCUUGGAGAAAGCAGAGGUUAUCAAUGUCACUAAAGUCAUCAAAAGCAGCAAAGAUUAGAUGGCAGCACAGUGCGCAUGCUUGGCGUUCUCCAUUCAUAAGCAUUUGAUAAGCUUAUGCAUGGAUGUGUGUUAUGAUCCUGUGUGAGAUUUUGGUUUGAAAAAAAACUUAUUUGACAACUAGUACUCAUUCUUGUGCUGGACUUGCCUGCCCCAUACCUGCUCACAUGAAAAUUUCCUUUAAAAAUUGUGCCGUAAAUCGAAGAAACUCAAGAUGUUUACCUGUAAAACGGGAAAUUGAACCCAAGGUGUAAUUGAAAUGUAUAAUUAUUUGCUUACUUUGACAUUGGUUUGGAAAAAUGACUUAGCUGGUAUAAAACAAGAGAAAAGGAGAAAAGACAUGCCAACAGGACUACUUCACAGGCAUUGGCUUACAAUAAUACUGAAAAUGGCAUGAAACAAGUACUGUGGGUGAUGUGUGAACAGGAGCGCUGUGCAAGAAAUGGACAUGCCAACAGCAGCAGCCUGUGAAUUUUGCAGGCAUGAAACGAUAUGUUCUCAGGAAUGCCAGACUACUGUGCAGUAGUUCACACGAAAAGUUUAUUCAGGAUAAUUUUUCUCUUAAAACAUCUAUGGUCCAAAUUCAAAAAUGGAAACCUGGUUCAGACCAUGUCUGAUUUAUAUUUAAUGAUUAUAUUUGCAAGAACAAUAAGGAUCUUUUUCUUACAGGUACGCAUCAUUUAUCCCUGACCCCGGGUUCAUAAUGAAAAUCCCUGCAGAUUCUUGAACUGUUUUCUGUGAAGAUCAUAUGUUAAUUAUGUUGUGUCACCCUUUAUCCAGAGAAAAAGACAAUGGCUUGGUAUAUUUGAGGACGUAUCUACAGUACAAACUACGAGGGAGGAACGAGAGCUUUAAUAUGCUUUACAUCUCUUAUUUCAUUGUUGUUUUCUCUCCCCAGUGUUGUUUUGUUAGUACUGUCCAUCUACAAUCUAUAUGACAACAGUGUGCAACAUGUGUGCUGGUGCGGUUGGUGUGGUUGCUAUGUGCUCAUGUUAGUGCUGUCCAUCUACAAUCCAUUUGACAGCAGUGUGCAGUGUGUAUGCAGGAGAGGUUGAUCUGGUUGCUGUGUGCUUUUGACAAGAAGUCCAGUCUGCUUUGCACCUCCUGUGCAUGUGUUUUGCUGCUCACAUUUGUGACAAGCAUUAACAGGCAAGAAAAGCACUGGUCCACAUACUUGUAGCCAAAAAAAGAAAAGUAAAAAGUGCAAAAGGAAGAGUACUUGUAUCUGGGCUUUUAUUUUUCUUUUGGUCUCCUUUGACAAGAUGGAAGAUUUAUUGUAAGUACGGGUAUCUCGGGCAGUCGCCUGCAGAUGACCUCUUCCAUUCCCAUAAAAACAAUUUGAAUUUCCCAGUCACAGCUAUUGAUGAUUUUGUAAUUGAACAAUAUAUUUUAGAUUAAUUGCUAAUCCAGGCUUAGACCUUUUUUUUUUUAAAUAUAGAAGUGCAACAAAAUAGGGAUGGACCAAACUAAUUUCUACAAUCUUUUAGUCGUUAGCUUGUGUUGUGUUGAUGGGCUUUCUGCUAGGACUACUCAUCAAGAAUUAUUACCCAGGGAAUCAGUGAGAGAUACUGCCAACGCUGUCAUGGCAACUGAGAGACAAGCAUAAUCUAUUAUCACAAUUCCCUUUGCUUAGACAUACAAAACCAGACUAAUGAUGAAAGAGAUGGAAAAAAGUGUGUAUGUGAGUUCUUAAAAUUGUUCCAAUUUUUCUGGACUGGAGUGAAAUUGUCUGAGAUCCAUAUUAUGAACAUUAAUGUAUCAAGUUGUAUAGCUGCUGUGUUGAAGAUACAUUGCGUUUCUUUAAGCAUAUGUGGGUUAACGCAUAAUUGCAUCUCCAUGAGUUUGUUUCAUGUGUCAGGCCCAAGAAUCUGUAGUUUGCAUUUUUAAGAUAUUGAGCAUGCAUUAAUUUUAAUUGCUUUAGGAUGUUUUUGUUUGUUAAGGAAGGAUAGAAUAAUAGGUGUUGGGAGGAGUCAGGUCUCUUACAUGCGAAUUGAGGUGAAAUUGUAGGUGGGAUGUUUUUAGAAGAUGGUGGGUUAUUUCAAGUUAAUGAUUGUACAGCUUGCUGCAUACAUGCGUUCUAAACUGUUGAAAGAACGUUGUUGAUAAACAUGCCUCUAGUGAAGUGGAUUGGUGGAGAAUUUUUGUAUACUUCGGAAUUUACAGUAAUCUGUGUUUGUCAUUGUUUGAAGCAGAAUAAAUUAAGUAUUAGCAACAGUUUUCCUAGUAUAAGCUUUAUGACGACAUUCAUUUCAUUUGUGCAGUGUUUAUUAUGCAGCUCUUUAUAUUUCUAUUAUUUAACCAGGUGCUUUUUGUUGUGCUUUGUUUUAAUCAGAUUUUGAUAUCCUUUUGCAUCAUACAGACAUUUGAAGGAUUUAGAACUGUGGAUUGCAUUUUUGUCAGCAAUAAAUUUAAUGGGAUACAUUUCCCCAGUCCACUUUAUGAGAGCCAUAGCAGCCUCAGACUUUGUUCCUCUUCCUCCAAGAUCUCUUUCAGUCACCUGUGCUGAUCUUGUAGAAGCAUCGGAGAUGGAGUGAUUUUGGUUACACUGGCAAAGGUAGUCUAUGUUUCCGUAGUUAGCCUAUGAACUAGCUAUGACAGUGUGGUUUUAAGGCCAGUGUUGUUUGUCACAUAUGCAGGUUAAAAAGAACCUGUCAUUCUGUACAGAUCAAUGGUUUGCAGAAAGAAGUCAAAUGUGUCCUUUAUGCAUUAACAGAAUCAGUGUAUCCUGCCUGUGCACAAAGCAGGAUUUUUUUUCUCGUGCUUCUUUUGUAAACAGUCACUUGUGUUGUAAGUUGUUGAGUUCUGAUAAGUCUGCCAAUGUUUCAUCCAACUCCUCCCAUAAUUUUUUUAAUUACAUUUUUAUUAUUUUGUAUGGAGAAUAUGAUACAAGAUCUCUGUUUAAUCUGUGUAUGCAAGUGUGCAUGCGUAUGUGUGUGCAUGCAUCAGCACACUUUGUAGUUGUGUGUAUGAGGGACUUCAUAUUUUUUAAAUUUUUAACUAUGAAUUUUAGGUGUUGUCUAUCAAGUUUAAUUUAUUCAAGAAAGCAAACCACAUUGUUUGAAGUGUUUGAUUUUAAAGACUGGUGCUCCCAAAAGUGCAGGCCUCAGUGUUCAUGUGGAUGCAUGUAUGUGCACAUACAUGCACUAAACGAUAAUUUUGUGGGGUCCUGUACAAAAUACAUACUGAGCUAUCUCAGAUUGUUUUAUUUAGUACUUUAUUGCCAGUAUUUCAUCAAGUUUGGUUUAUCAUCCCAUAGAUUUUGCUUCAUUAUCUUUAUUAUGCAUUGUAGAUGAGCAUAACCGUUGCAUCCUUUGCUGUAGACAUCAGCUUCCUAUGCAUCCAGUCAUUGCCAGAUACUAUUGAUAGUAUCAGCAUAUCAUGGCAAAUUUAAGUUUUUUGAUGGGGAAGGGAUGCAUGCUUAAACCGUGAAAACAAACUAGGGCAAAGGCAAUGCUAGUGUAAGCAAACCAUAAACAGUGUGUAAAUGAUUGGUCUAAUUUUGUUCUCUUUUCCAGGGUAUAUAGUGUUCUUAGGAGCUUCUUCACUGAACUUGAGAUUUUCUGCCAAAUAUUCCUCGUCAUUCAUAUUCUGGAGAAAUAUGUAGUACAUAAUCAGAGCAGACAGGAUAUUGUUUUUUUUUCACUGCCUUUUUUUUUAAAGCCUUGGAAGUUUUUGUUUGAAGCAAGUGACUUUAGUAGCCUGUGUGAGAAUACAGACAUGCUAUUUGCAUUGCAAUAAUACUUUUAUUUUGUUACAAUUGAUAUUUCUUUGAAAGCUGUUCCCAUGUGUGCUUUGUGAUAAACUAUUUUAAUUGGUAUUAAUGUUUAGUUUUGCUCAGAUUUUCUUGCUUAAUGCAUUGGUCUGUAUAUGGUAUGGUGUAUAGAUCAUCUUUGGAAUGUACAUUAAUGACUUGUUUGUUCCAGUUUCCCUACCUCCCUGCACUCCCAUAGUCCCCUCACAUACAUUCCUGUGUUUGUUACUUGACCACAUAGUCUAAAGGGUGAUGGGGUUCUUUCUUUUUACCCCCUAAGAUUUCUUUAAAUCAUAUUAUCUCUGAAGUGGCACCAGUGUGCAGUUUGGAAGAGCAUAUUUGUGCUGUGCAGUUUGAAUUGUUCAGGUUGUGCUGUUUACUUUGUCCUCCAACAAACAACUUGGAUCUCUUUCCUCAUCUUUUUGGGCUGGCAGUUCCAAUUUUGUUUGAAUGAGCUGUUUUGGAUGCAGCAUAGACAUGGCAAGCUUGCCUUAUUAGGGAAAUGUUUCUUGUUGUCUUUAGGCUUGCUGUCAGAAAUUGUUCAUUUUGACAUGCUUCUACGGAGCCUUUUGGCAUUAGGGAGGAGGGAUGGAUGAGUCAGAAUAUGAUGAAGACCUGUUGCAUCAAGAGAAAUCUUUCAGAUUCACCCAUACCAGCAUCUUUGGGGUAUCGGUGCGAUUUCCCACCAAAGUCCUGCAUCCAAUAAGACCAGCAGCAGAAUCUGGUCAGCUCUUAAACUGUGAGUGACAUGCCUGCUGCAUUGCUGGACAACAGAAUCAUGUCAGCUUCAUGAUCUCAGCCCUAUUUUCCAUCUCAUCUUUCAGCUGUUGCAUUCAAUUGAAAGUGGUGUAUGACAUUUUUUUUGUGGAGCAUGGAAUUUUUUUUACCUACUAGUCAUUGCCAAGAUGCUGUUACAAUAAGAAAUCAAAAUGCAGCAUGAGUAUGUAACAACAGAUUAUUGGUCAUUGUGUAUUUGAAGUCUGCUUAAAGAAAUGACCAUUUGAAUAUUUUGGGUGGAUCUUGGGGCUUCAGAUAAGCAGCUUUCAUGGCUUUCCAUCCAUAGUCCUCCAGCAAGCAAUCUGUAACUUUCUGUAGUGACAUUGAUCAUAAAUAAAAAUAAAAUAAUGCAGGCCAUUCUUAUGUAUCAUUACUUGGAUACAUCACAAAGUUUGAGCAUUUCCUCUUAUAGCAUGCUUUUCAAAAGGUAUGACCAGACUAUGAAUAUCCUUGAGGAAAGUAGAUUACUAAGGUCAGUCCCAACUUUGGAUAGCGGUCCGGUGGUGCAACGGUUAGCGCCUGUCACCAAUACAGUGAAGGUUGGCUGCCCAGAGUUCAUUUCUCGUCUCAGGCACGCUGUUCUUUCUCUGCACGUGGCAUCUGUUUACAGGGCUGGCUGCCUUGCCGUAAUAUAGCCUUAGUUGCUAGCACGGUGUAAAACACCAAUCCCCCCCGCCACCCCAACUUUGGAUGGUGCAUUCAUUCUUAUGGGACCUGGAUGGCUGCCAAGCAUAGUUUCUUAUUUAGCAAAUGUCUUUAAAAGUUGAGUAUUAUUGCAGAAUUGCAUGCUUUAAGUCAUUUAAAAAUUGUGCUGUUACUCACUUUCAUGUUCCAUUAACCCUUUGAGGACCAAGGGACAUAUUUGUCCCAUACUUUUAAUUUUAAGUGAACUCCAAAUGUGAUUGAAACAAUAUAGAGCAGCCAGAUUUGUAUGAAACCAUUUAGUAUGUCACUGACUUCAUAUAAAUAAGGGUGGUUUUGAUAUGUAUGCAUUAGUGUCAUUGUCAGAUUGAGAGGAAUUUUCUAUUUGAAGACCACCCUCAAAAGUUAAAUUUGAUUGGUUUUUUUUUUUUUUUUAAACAAAGCAAACUGCCAGUGGUUUUCCUUGGGAACGUCACAGAUGUACUGUAUUAUUAUUUUUGUUUAGGUUUGUUGUGCUGGUUUUCUAAAAUUUUUUGAUUUUUUGCUGUGGGACAUAUACGUAGGGGUAUGGGCAAUAAGAGAACCAACUUUUAUGUUGCGCCUUUAUCCUUCAUGUUUUAGAAAUGCAACGAUGACUGAAAUGAAAAAUCCAAUGCCUUUGAGAUAUUUCAAAAAUCCUGUGAUUUUUCUGGCUUGAUAACUCUUUUUGAUGAGCAAAGUACAUGUAGCAGAACUGACGCACAAGAAAUCCAUGCAUUGGGAAUGAAUUUUGUAAUGGGAUAUCAUGUGGUUCCAUCCUUGAGGGACUAAUAGUCCAAUGAACCUGAUCUCCAGGUGCCAUGUGAUGCCUCAGAAUCACUUUGAAGUAGUUUUAAGUAAUACCUUACACUUUGCGAACAAUGAAGAAGUGCUUCUGAGAACAGAUCCCUUCGGUUCAUGCAUUUAAAAUGUAUAAAACCCAAGCAGGGACAUCGCCUCCAUAGAACAGUUGAACAAAGAACACUUGUCAACUCUUUGACCUGUUUAGUUGUUGAGUGACAAGUAGCUGGAUUCUCAAAUGUGCCAUUUGCUUUGGAGCAGGAAAUGUGUCAGAUAUUUCAGUGUAAAAUAGAACCUGCCAAAGAUGAUUUCCUGGAAUAUCUGGGGUGGACAGUGAGGUUAGACACCAUCCAGAGAAGAAUGCAGUGAGAUACUAAGCAUGAUAAAUAGAACUAUAGUUGGCUGUACUUAGGCAUGCACAUCUACAUUUAGGUAUACAUCCUCAUAUGACCAAAGGUGAUAAAGAUAAAGAAAAAACUAAACAUAAAACUUGGGUUAAAGUAAAACAGAUUUGUGAUUCAAUUUGAUUUUCAUAAAUGAAACCUACACUGCUUACAUUUGCCAUUUCAGUAAACAAACCAUUGCAUUUGCAGUAUAUUGACAUAUUACUUUUUCUUAUCCAUUAUAAUUACUGUAACAAUUACUGCUCCUAUGAUUUUCAAAUUAUCCUUAGGAGGAAUUGCUGGACAGGCAAAUUUAGAUCAUUGAACUUUGUAUAUGUGCAGCAUACUGCUGGAUCGCAGUGUGAAACAGGUCAUUUGUAAAUAAAGUUGUCAAAUUGAAAAAAAAAACAUUUUCUGAUGUUCCAUAAGAACACUGUUUAUUGACCAUUCGGAUAAAAUUAUUGAUAGCACUCAUACCUCCCAUUAAGACUUUUCCCUCACCGCCCAUCGGGACGUAUUUGUCCCACACUGUAUCUCAAAAAGUAUAAGAAAUAUCAGUUUCAAAUAAACAUUUUUGGAAUCUACAGGUCAUUUUACCCCUAAAUAUGUCAGAAGAACUAAAAUUAUAUGUGUACAAUCCUUGCGGUCCUCAAAGGGUUAAACCAAUUGACAGAUUUUUUUUUUUAAAUCAAGUCUCAAGGUUUAUACUGGUUCAUUACAGUUUCUUCAUCUCUAUGUUAGAAUUAUGAAAAAUAAUAUUCUGAACGAAUGUUAACUGUCGAUGAAUGUUUAUAACCAUCAGGAAAUAAAAUGUUCCCUUCAUUUUGCA